CUAUACCUGUCAACUCACUUAUUGUCAUAAAAGACUAACUAGAAUCUCUUUGAAUUCUUCCACCACCAUUUUUGAAUGUCAAAUUCCAUCAGCCAUAUAAUCUCACACACAAACCUUAUUAUAUAAAUUUCUUCAAAUAAUAUUUAUUUGUUCUUCGAUACGAGGAAAAAUAAAUUGAGAUAGAUCGAUGACGACCGUCUUUGGAAUAAUGGAAGUUAAUCUUGUUAGCGCUAGAGGUCUCAAAAACAAUGAAUUUUGGGGUGGUGGAAUAGAUCCAUAUGUUUUGAUCCAAUAUAGAGGUCAAGAACGCAAGAGCUCUACUAUUCGAGCAGGGCAAGGUAGUAAACCAGAAUGGAAUGAGAAGUUCACAUUCAAGAUAGAAUAUCCCUCAGUAGAUGGACAAUACAAGCUUAUACUUAAGCUCAUGGAUCAUGAUACAUUUUCUUCUGAUGACUAUCUUGGUGAAGCCACUAUCUACUUGAAGGAAUUUCUUGAAGUGGGAUUGGAGAAUGGAAGAGCUGAAGUUCAUCCUAAAAAAUAUAGUGUGGUGGGGAGUGAUCAAUCUUAUUGUGGUGAAAUUCAAGUUGGUAUCACAUUCACCCCAAAGAAGGCAACUCAUGAUGUGGAAGAAGAAUAUGGUGGAUGGAAGGAGAGUAAUGAUCACUCAUGAUUAACUAUAAAGGAGAAUGUGAUUUCGCGAAGAGAUCAUAAAUUCACGUACAUUAUAAUUUACUCUAUUAAUUCGAUAUCGAGUAGAUAGCUAUCUUAUUGUUAUGUUUAUGUAUUAUGUUUUAAGAGAUUGUUUCUUACUAAAUGAAACAAUUAGGGAUGACAAACAUUGUGGGGCGGGUUAAGUUAUAGCCCGUACAAAUUUCAACCCGGUUUGCAUUAUGUAUCAUAUUUUUUGUCUUUUAUAAAACUUUAUUAUUUAAAUAUUCAUAAGUUAAAAUA
Solanum lycopersicum (tomato) is the source of this 951-nucleotide messenger RNA. Its product is annotated as 16 kDa phloem protein 1. NCBI's taxonomy places the organism in Eukaryota, Viridiplantae, Streptophyta, Magnoliopsida, Solanales, Solanaceae. The record is from RefSeq and is a predicted model, not a curated record.